Molecule: messenger RNA, 590 nt
Organism: Oppiella nova
Lineage: Eukaryota; Metazoa; Arthropoda; Arachnida; Sarcoptiformes; Oppiidae
Source: the annotation of a GenBank genome assembly
UAUUGGAUUAAACUCGGGGCCAGUCCUAAAAAAUUGAUGAUGGGAAUGGGUACUUAUGGUCGAUCAUUCACCUUGGCUAACCCUGCCCAACAUGGUAUCGGUGCUGCCUGUGCCAGUGGCAGUAAAGGAGGUAAAGCAGGCCCCUAUACCGAGGAAGUGGGUACUCUAGGUUACAAUGAGAUUUGCGAGUUUUUGAAGGACGGGUGGACAACCUAUAGGGACGACACGCAGAAAAUAGUGUACGCCGUGAAGGGAGACCAAUGGGUGGGUUAUGACGACGAGAAAUCCCUUAAGGAUAAGCUGUCGUACCUGAAGGGCAAAGGACUGGGAGGUGCUAUCGUGUGGUCCAUCGAUACGGACGACUUUCACGGCUAUUGCGGCGGACGUAAGCACCCAUUGAUGAAGACUAUUAGCACUGAACUCAACGGUAUUACCGGUGAACCCGACCCAGACAUACAUGAGGUGCACGUGACCCCUGCACCAACACAUGAGCCGUAAUGUGCUUUUAUUAUAGAUUACUGUAUAAAAAUAAAUUUCAAUCAACAUUUUAUUGUGUAAUAAAAUAAAAUAAAAUUAUUUAGUAAACUGGU